AUGGCUCCCAAGGCUGCCGAAACGGCUAUUAAGCCUGUGACAGCCAUGCUAGCUGGAUCCACCACGGUCACGGUUUCAAAUACUCGAAAAUUAGCAGCAACAACCUUGACGUCCUCAACUGAAUCCAUAGCCAAGCCCCCGUCUCAAAGUCACGAAUACGAGCCAAGCAUGCUGAGUUCGGCAAAAAUCGACAUCAUGGACAUGACUGUUGUCAAGAUUCAACGUCGCUGGCAAGUGGUGGUCCUCAUAACAGUGUCUCAUUUCUUCAAAGAGACACAAAGUCCAUACAAAGUCGAAAUGCAUAUCGCUCAGGCUCUCUCUGUUCUUGCCCUUGCAGGCUCAACCCUCGCCGUACCUUUUGGUCCAGGCAUGGGUGGUGGCGACAACAACCGUGGUGGUGAUAAAAACCGCGGUUCUGGCGUUUCUACCGAAUGGGUUAUUGCCACUGCCACAACCUACGUCUUUGCCAACGGUGGCAGCCCAACACAAAUUCCAGCUCUCUCUUCAGCACCUGCUGUCACAGUCACAUCAACCCAGCCAGCAGUCACAUACCCCCCAUUCAGCAAGUCACAAGCUCCUUCGGCCGCUCCAUCCAGCAAGUCGCAAGCCCCAGCCGCACCAUCUGCUGCACCAUCUACCCCCUCGACUGGCAGCAGUGAUGGCACCUACAUGGGUGUCAUCUCCAAAUGGCGAUCCCAGAUGGGUCUGAGCGCACUUAGCCAUGAUAGCAAACUCGAAGGCAAUGCUCUCAAGACUGCCCAGGACGGUAACGGCAACAUGGUCCACGAGCUCAACCCUGGCACGAUGGGUCAGGUUCUUGCACCUGGUGACGCCGGUGAUUUCGAGAAGGUCUUUGUCGGCGGAUGGCUUUGCGAACGCCCAGAACUCUCUGGACUGAACGGUAUCUGCACGACCAUGUCUCAGGGAUGGGCUUACAAUGGCCAGACUGGUCACGCCGACAUCUUGGUCGACAGCAAGUACUCGAAGAUUGGAUGCGGUGUUGCAGGUGGUAUCUGGGCUUGCGAUGUGGCAUAA
Messenger RNA from Lithohypha guttulata, 1035 nucleotides. RefSeq lists its product as uncharacterized. Lineage: Eukaryota; Fungi; Ascomycota; Eurotiomycetes; Chaetothyriales; Trichomeriaceae. The record is from RefSeq and is a predicted model, not a curated record. Bases 1 to 1035 code for a protein of 344 amino acids. The transcript has 2 exons.